Messenger RNA from Echinococcus granulosus, 1626 nucleotides. Its product is annotated as Glutamate [NMDA] receptor subunit. Bases 1 to 1626 code for a protein of 541 amino acids. Gene Ontology annotation, biological process: G protein-coupled glutamate receptor signaling pathway; regulation of synaptic transmission, glutamatergic. The record is from RefSeq and is a predicted model, not a curated record. NCBI's taxonomy places the organism in Eukaryota, Metazoa, Platyhelminthes, Cestoda, Cyclophyllidea, Taeniidae. Gene Ontology annotation, molecular function: adenylate cyclase inhibiting G protein-coupled glutamate receptor activity. The transcript has 7 exons.
AUGUCUCUGUUGCGCCUAGUUUUUGCUCUUGUUACUAUCUUACCCUCCAUCGCUCUUGGUGAUAAGACUGGUGGCAUAAAUUUCACUAUUGGUGCACUCCUCAGCAGUGUCAAGGUUAUGAAGCUUUUUAAUUCCUCCGUUAGUGAUGUCCGUGCACAUGUUAAUGGCAGAAAGGUUUCAUUCACACCGCUUACUGAGCUUCUGGCAUCAAAUGCCCUAAAAGCCUCCAAGCAACUGUGCUCAAUGUUCGCGGCAGGAAAGGGUCGUCUUUUCGCAGUGGUGGUCUCCAGCCCUCCUAACUUCCCCACUACUUCGCCUUUAUCAAUUUCCUACGUGGCAGCGCUUUACGGAGUGCCAGUGAUCGGGGUGAGCACCCGACAAGCCGUCUUCAGUGAUAAGUAUGCUCACGCCAGCUUCCUUCGCACUGUACCGCCAUUCUCUCUUGAAGCGCGCGUUUGGGCCGACCUCAUCGCCGCCUUCGAGUGGCAUGAGGUCGUUCUUAUCCACUCCGAUAACUGUCAAGACGCAAAAGCCCUCCUUGCUCACCUUGAGUUGGCACGGCAAAGAGUCGACUUCAAGAUCACUCAGACGAUUGGCGUGAACACCGACGAGACGGAUGUAGUUAAUCAUCACGAACUGUUCAGUAGAUUGGAGGGCAUUAAAGUUGGCCAGACGCGAGCCAUCCUACUCUUCGUGACGCGUCGCUACUCCGAGCACAUCUUUACUGUGGCCGAACGACUGGGUAUUCUCGGCAAGGAGUGGGCUUGGCUGGUCUCUGAACAGUGUCUUGGUGCCAGUAAUAUACCUUUGGGUGUCCUCGGCGUUCGUCUUGCUCAAUCGGACGAGUUAUUGCACGUGAACGAUGCGGCGCGCGUAGCAACAGAGGGGAUAAUCCGACUGGCCCGACGUGAACCCAAUGCCAUGUUCGAGUUGCAGUCAAUGAAAAACUGCAACCAGGAAAUUGAAAUGGUUGAUCGAAUGUCACAAAACUCCAACUACUCGUGGCUCGACUACUCUGUCAAGCUAUACUCAUCCAUGAUCGGGGUGGUGCUGGAGGACGGUGAAACCGGGCACGUGGAGUUCGACAGUCGAGGUGAUCGAGUGGGUUCGCUCUACGACAUCGUCAAUGUUCAACCGCGCAGUGAUUGCCGAGAGCACUCCAGUUCAUGCAGAUCCACCAUCAAUACAGUUGGGAAGUACGGACUCGUGCAGAACAGUAAAGGCGCCAAGGUGUCACGGCUAUCAAUUGACACGGCGCACAUCUACUGGCCGGGCAAUUACAAGCAGAAAAAGGUGACAGAUAUCUGCGUAAAGAAGCAUGCUCGCACAAACGAGUGUCUGGAACGCGCAACGCGACUCCUUCCACCACCGAGUUUUAAGAAGAAGACACAUUUGAAGGUAGUGACCAUCCAGAGCACUCCCUUCGUCGACCAUGUUCUCAAACCACCAGGUGGACGAUGCAACACCAGCGAUCACGUAGAAGAUCUCAAGUUCCAGGUGGAAUGUACGCACACCAACGCCACCACCGGUGCGUCGGCAUGCUCUGUUCACAAGUCCAUGUCACCUAUGUUGUCCACCAUCUGGUCUUCCCGUCUUGCAUGCUGCAAAUGGGUUUUUGGUCGUUGA